AUGAACGCCAGCGGCCCGGGGUACCCGCUGGCCUCGCUCUACGUGGGCGACCUGCACGCCGACGUGACCGAGGCCAUGCUCUAUGAGAAGUUCUUGCCCGCCGGGCCCAUCCUGUCCAUCCGCGUGUGCCGCGACGUGGCCACCCGCCGCUCGCUACGCUACGCCUACAUCAACUUCCAGCAGCCCGCCGACGCGGAGCGGGCCCUGGACACAAUGAACUUUGAGGUGAUCAAAGGCCAGCCCAUCCGCAUCAUGUGGUCCCAGCGAGACCCAGGACUUCGCAAGUCGGGUGUGGGCAACAUCUUCAUCAAGAACCUGGAGGACUCCAUUGACAACAAGGCCUUAUAUGAUACCUUCUCUACCUUUGGGAACAUCCUCUCUUGCAAGGUGGUGUGUGACGAGCGUGGCUCCCGGGGCUUCGGAUUUGUCCAUUUUGAGACCCAUGAGGCUGCACAGCAGGCCAUCAGCACCAUGAACGGGAUGCUGCUGAAUGACCGCAAAGUCUUUGUUGGCCACUUCAAGUCCCGACGGGACCGGGAGGCGGAGCUGAGGGCUCGGGCCAUGGAGUUCACCAACAUCUAUGUGAAGAACCUCCAAGUGGAUGUGGACGAGCAGGGCCUGCAGGACCUCUUCUCCCCGUUUGGGAAGCUGCUGAGUGUGAAGGUGAUGAAGGACAGCAACGGCCACUCCCGGGGCUUUGGCUUUGUCAACUUUGAGAAGCACGAGGAAGCCCAGAAGGCUGUGAUGGACAUGAACGGGAAGGAGGUGAGCGGGCGGCUCCUCUACGUGGGCCGGGCCCAGAAGCGGGUAGAGCGGCAGAGUGAACUGAAACGCAAGUUCGAGCAGAUGAAGCAGGACCGGCUGAACCGCUACCAGGGCGUGAACCUGUAUGUGAAGAACCUGGAUGACUCCAUCAACGAUGAGAAACUGAGGAAAGAGUUCUCACCCUACGGAAUGAUUACCAGUGCAAAGGUGAUGACAGAGGGUGGCCACAGCAAGGGGUUUGGCUUUGUGUGUUUUUCCUCUCCAGAAGAGGCGACAAAGGCCGUGACAGAGAUGAACGGGCGUAUCAUCGGCACCAAGCCACUGUACGUGGCACUGGCCCAGCGCAAAGAGGAGCGGAGGGCUAUCUUGUCCAACCAGUACAUGCAGCGCCUCUCCACCAUGCGGGCCCUUGGCAUCCCCAUCCUGGGCUCCUCCCAGCAGCCCACCAGCUACUUCCUGCCUGCCGUGCCCCAGCCUCCAGCCCGGCCUGCAUACUAUGGCUCUGGCCCUGUGGCCCCCAUCCGGCCUGCCCCUAGGUGGACAGCCCAGCCACCUAGACCAUCAUCUGCCUACCCUCCAACUGCCUCAAUGGUUCGGCCACCAGCCACGCCUCGGCGCCCCCUGGCUCACCUCAGCACUGUCAGGCAGGCCUCCACCCAGGUGCCACACCCGGUGCCCCACACUCAAAGAGUGGCCAACAUUGGCACCCAGACCACAGGACCUGGUGGGGCAGAAGGCUGUACGUCAGGCCGGCCCCUCCUGCCAUGCAGAUACUCCUCAGCUGCACACAACACUCACCGGGUCCUGGAGUCACCUCUGCAUAGACAAGAGCCCCUGACCGCAUCCAUGCUGGCUGCAGCCCUGCCACACGAGCAAAAGCAGAUGAUUGGUGAGCGGCUCUACCCCCUUAUCUACGGUGUCCACGCCCAGCUGGCCGGCAAGAUCACCGGCAUGCUGCUGGAGAUUGACAACUCGGAGCUGCUGCUCAUGCUGGAGUCUCCAGAGUCUCUCCAUGCCAAGAAAAUGGAAUCCUCAUUCCCAUGGCUGGCAAGAGAACAGUGUCUCCUGCUGUUGGCUAUGGGGGCUGUGAACUGUGACUUGUUUCCCAGUUUGGCUGUAUCUGUACUUGAGCUGUGUGUGUGGACUGAAAGCUUGUCACUCAGCCAUGCUGUUAUCUUUGCUUUGUGUAUUAAAAGUGUUGCAAAAUCUGUCUCAUCUCCCUGGAGGCCUUGUGUCUGAGGUGGGUGGGGCAGAGCAAAGAGUACAUUUGACUGGCUUGGUGCUUUAGCUGUAAGGAACAGAAACCCAGAUGAGCUCAAGUAUAAACGAAGGUAUGUACACUAGAUCAGGAACUGAGCAGGACUCUGUAAAAGCCCCAGGCUAGAAACUGCCCGCUCUCAACAGUGCAGUGGGUGAGUAAAUGAACAUCAUCAUACAGUGAACUCAACACUGCAUCGAGAAAAUGAGUGAAAGCUACAGGCGCCCAGAUUGCUGGGCAUGGGGUUCUAGACUCCAGGCAGCACCCU
Messenger RNA from Trichechus manatus latirostris (Florida manatee), 2291 nucleotides. RefSeq names its product poly(A) binding protein cytoplasmic 1 like (gene PABPC1L). The coding region runs from base 1 to 2004 and encodes 667 amino acids. Gene Ontology annotation, molecular function: poly(A) binding; mRNA 3'-UTR binding; poly(U) RNA binding. The transcript has 14 exons. NCBI's taxonomy places the organism in Eukaryota, Metazoa, Chordata, Mammalia, Sirenia, Trichechidae. Gene Ontology annotation, cellular component: ribonucleoprotein complex; cytosol; nucleus. The record is from RefSeq and is a predicted model, not a curated record.